Messenger RNA from Penaeus vannamei (Pacific white shrimp), 4395 nucleotides. RefSeq names its product uro-adherence factor A. The record is from RefSeq and is a predicted model, not a curated record. Lineage: Eukaryota; Metazoa; Arthropoda; Malacostraca; Decapoda; Penaeidae.
AAGCAUUGUCAUUUCAGCCAAUCGAUAAGAGUUUUCGGAGUCUUCUUAUCUUUUGAAUAUACUAAAAUAACACUCUUAACUGUCCAAGAUUGACUCUACAUUAGAUAUAUAAUAAAAUCUCAAGUAACGGAAAUCCGAAUACAUUCUCCCGGGACAAGCACAGCGAAGGAGAUUAACGUUGAGCAACCGACCGAUAGGCAACAGAAUAGAUGGUUAUUGUUUUGAAAAUGACUUGAGUAUUCAAGGGAAAUUUACACCAUGUCACGCCGGGAAGACUCCAAGAGAGAGAGAAUCCGGGCAGAAGAAGAAGCCCUAAAUAAGCAGCUACAAGAUGCAGGCUUGUACGAGGAAGGGAUGGGCUUGGAAGAGAAGAGGACCAUGCUACAGUUGUUGGAGGAAUCUCGAGCCUCAGCCCAGCAAGAGGCAAAGGAGCGUGAACAGUGGAGGCAGCAAGAAGAACAGAUCUUAAAUGAAACUCUAAACAAGUCUUUUAAGGAUAAUUCUGAGGAGGAUCAGCAGAGUGCUAUUGGAUCCAGCAUACAAGACAAUGAAGAUAACUCACGGGACUCAGACGUGGUGGCCAUUCCAUCAGGCAGUGACAAGCAUGACGUUAGAAAUUCAGGUAAUACUUCAGAUUGUGGUUCAGUCACUCCCGAUCUGUCACCUCCCCGGCCAGGUUCACCAGAGCUCCUUGUACCCUCGCUUUCUCCCAGACAAGAACAAUGCCCUGUUAGGCCUACAACCAGCAAGGGCAAGUCUAGCAAUAUAACAGUGAAGGAAAAAACAAAGGGGAGCUCACAGAAUUCUGAUGAAGACUUGUUUUGCGAUUCACAGAGUUCUGACCAGUUUGUAAAUAGGAGGAAACACCAGGAAUGUGUUGUAACAGAGUCUGAAUCUCAUGCAAAAGUGGACUCUAAAGCUCCACUGAGCAGCCCAGGGAGAAGGAGGCAAGUGCAGCAGAAGCUGACUGUUGUGAGGACAGUGGAAAGGAGAACAUUCAUUGUAGAGGAAAAUAAUUCAGAGCCUUUAGAAGCUCAGAGGUCUAUAAGAAGAAGAUACAGUGUGGAGGAAGUGCCAUCUGAGAGUGAUAAAUCUGAGUCAAGAGUUAGCAGCUUCUCUCAGCCAUUGUUCUCUAGUGGUGAAGAUAACACAAGAAAGCAGAGACGUGUCUCUGAGGAUGAGGACGGUAUUCAGUUGCUUUCACCAGUCAUCGGACAGAGAUCAGUGUCCAGUAGAAGUGCAUCAUCAGGUGCCAAACAGAAUAACCAGACGUUACAAGAUGCAGAGGUGUCAAAUUCUGUUGAAGCUGAGCCCAUUCGUCAAAUAGAUGCUGUGAUGUUGGAGGACAGUGAUGAUGAUGACUUUGUGCUGCCAUCACCAAGUGUAUCUCAAAGCACCAGCUCCAACCAGAUUGAAAGGUUGUCUUCAACUCCUGUUGGUUGCAAGUCUCAGAAAAUCCAAGAAACUGAAAAGAGCAAGCCUCCAUCUCAGGAAAGACAUGCAAAUGAUAUCAGUGAUAAAGUGGAUCAUGGGAAGAACACAGAGGUUGACUGUUGCGUAGACAGUCAGUCACCAAGGCAUAACCUCAAGAAGACAGCAGAUGGUGCUGGCAAUCACAAUAUGGAAAUAUCUGAUAGUGAUGAUGAAGAUCACAGUUUCAAUUACCAAAAUGACAGGAAGAGAAAUGUGAAUGUUUUUUGUCCUCAAGAUAAUUCUGAUAUUCCACUAAAGAGAAGGCGGAAAAUGACAAUUGAAGAUCGUAAGGUAAUUUAUUUCAAAUCUAAUGAGGAAACCUUAGAUGACUGCUUCAAACGGAUUCUUGGCAUGAUUAGUCAAGAUAUGGAGAGACUGGAGCAAAACCAGUCAAGCCUUAGUUACAGGCUGAAGUGGAUGCCACCUGUGGUUGUAGAUAGACGAGUUAAGGACUCUCUUGAUCGCCCAGGUGCUCACAACAGGAGAAAAGCCGGAGGACCAGCAGCAGGAAGCAGUGAACGGGAAAUGCCACACAGGGCAACGCGGUACAUCACAAGAACAAUGGAAACUCAAGAAGAGGAAUCGCAGUACUCGGAGGACUCAUUGCCAGAUUUGUGCUCCCUGGAGGAACAGAACUUGGUCCCACAAAACAAAAGAAUACUCAAGAGAAGGAGCUUACACCUGGGCCUAAGUCAGAAGAGAGCAAAGCUUGCUAGUCUUCUUGAAAACAAGGAGAGUGAGAAUUCUGAAAAGGUAGCAUGUGACUCAGAGGAAGAGUUUGAAAAUGAUUCCAUAUUUCCUUUGAAAAAUACACAGAGAUCAAAUGAAAGGUUUCUUCAUCAAAAUAAGUCGAGCAAAACAUCUCAAGAAGUUUCAUCUUCUAAGUCUCUAGAAACGAGGAAUAAUGAAUGUGACAGUGAGGAAGGGAAUAUGUUUGUUGUCAGUCAGGCAUCAGAUGAGGAAUGCACUGUAAUGGAGAAACCAUCACCUUCAGAAGGACAGAGGCAAGAAAUUGAGCAGCCAAGUGUUUUACAUAAAACACCUAAAGGGUCAAAAGGUAGCUCUGAGGUCAGAAAUCUGAAACGACCUUCAAGGAAAACAUUCUUGUUAUGUACUCCUGAAGAUGCUGGGGUUAAUAGAGACUGUGACAGUGCAUCCUCUUCGACUGUGCAAGGACAGGCACAGAGUGAGAUUAGGGAACAGGUACCUUAUUCAGAUGAACCAUCAACUAGUGGCAUACAGCUGAUGUCAGAAGUAAAAACCCCCAUGAGGUCUCGUGAGAGAGGGAAAACAAAGCACACCUCUGUUAAUUCAAGCAAUAAGAGAAUGAAACCGCUAAACUUUGUCAGUUCAUCAAGAAAUGAUGACACAGUAAGUCAGCCAGACAAAGAUGUACAAGCAGGACCAAGCAGCAAUGUGGAUAUUUGUAUCUUGGAUGACAAUAAUCCAGCAACAACAACAAGCAGUCUGAGUUCAAGCAACCAGGCAGGCAGGUCAGGAACUGUAAGGCGAGAAAAAAGUGAGCAACCACAGAUACGGCCUGCACCUCUGAAGUUCAGGAAGACGAACUCAAGAGAGAAAGGUGCUGAAAAUGCUAGUAGGGGAGAAGAAGAAAAGGACACAGAACAGAUUACAUCAAGUAUUGCAUUACAGAGACAGGUGCCGAAUGGCCAAUUCUUGGAGGAUGCCCGAGAGGAAGAGGAGGAGGACAGCAAUAUGGUACCUUGUCCUCUGUGUGGAAAACAGUAUCCAAUGAAGCAGAUUGAGAUCCAUGCAUCAGAUUGUGUGGAGAAAAAUGACCUACAGCAGGAGCAGGUAGUUCCCUCAACUAGUAGACAGAGCAAAAGGAAGGUAAUAAAGCCCACACAGACAGCAGAAGACGAAGAAGACAUGGAAAUAGAAGAGGUGAUGGAAAUGAGAGCAGAGAGUCUCCCCACAGUCGUAGGAAGAGCAAGAACACCACCUGGGAAGGUGAGGUGCACAUACUGUAAGGUGGUCAUGAAGGAAGGGGAUGACUACCUCAUUCAUGUGCAAACCUGUAUAGAAAAACAGCAGAUCCAGGACUCCAUUAUGUCUCCUAGCAGUGCUAGUACACCAGCGGGCAAGAGUGGAUUUAAACGAGUGGGGGUUUCUCAGAGCCAGGGGUUGGGGGUUCCAAGUGCAAAAGCAAGAAGCCUGUUUGACCACUUAGAAGGUGGCUUGGUGUGUGUCCGAGGAGACAUCACAGCCCCAGAAUAUAGCAACAUCCAUACAGCCCUGGUUCAAAUUCUCAACUGUGUGGCUAUCAGGCCCCAUGGACUGUCAGAGGUCUUAGCAAAAAAAUAUCCCUAUAGUGAUUUGUAUAGCCGUCGGAGACAGGUUAAAAACUACAAUCGCUCUGUGGUGGAAGACAGACCCAAGCCAGGCACGAUUGGCAUAUGCCGUCCCAGAGCCCCCUCCCACGGACCCAUUGUUGUGGAUGUUUUUGGACAGUUCUACAUGGGGAAAGAGAGAAAUAGAAAUUUGAUGAACAAAAGACUGGCCAAGACUCUACAGGAUACAAACAAUAGUAGUGAAAGAGAUCCCCAGCUCCUGGAAGGCCUACUGGAGGACACGACAGACAACAGAAUCAAGUGGUUCAGGGAAGCCUUGGAGCAGCUGGCCGAGCAGGUCGUGAAGGAAGGCAUCAAACAUGUGGUUUUCCCUUUUUCCAUUGGCUGUGGUCUAGCAGGGGGAAACUGGGAGAGAAACUAUUUUCCUGCCAUUAAGAAUUUUGCUGAAAAAGUAAAGGCACUCAGUGUGAAGGUGACCAUUGUACAAAAGACAAAUGAGCAGAAGUCAGAUAAUGAUGUUGCUAUAAUUGGAACAGUGAAGAAAACCGUAGUUUCAGGUGGCAGUUCCAGAAGAGGAAGAGGGGCUGGUGGGAAAUAUUUUGGAAAAUAA